Aspergillus wentii DTO 134E9 is the source of this 411-nucleotide messenger RNA. RefSeq lists its product as uncharacterized. The coding region runs from base 1 to 411 and encodes 136 amino acids. Lineage: Eukaryota; Fungi; Ascomycota; Eurotiomycetes; Eurotiales; Aspergillaceae. The record is from RefSeq and is a predicted model, not a curated record. The transcript is spliced from 4 exons.
AUGAAUACGAUCCGAUCAACCUGGAUAGGCUGGGGUGCGCUGUGCGUUGCCGGCGGCGGUGCCUACUACUUUGCUAAGAAAUCCAUCAAUGCCGAUCGUGCCACGAGAUAUGAAGCCGAAAUCAAACGCAAGGCCCAAUUAGCCUCCAUGGAAGCGGAACACCGACGCCAGGAAGCCGCAAAAUUAGCAUCCAAGGCUGCGCCCCCAACGGAAGACCCCAGCUUAAAGCGAGCGAAUAUGGCCCGGUUCCAAAGUGCGGCUGAUGAUGUUGCCUCACCUAGUAUUGAAGCAAGUCACGAUCCAGCUCCGACUGGUCAUGAACCUGAUACCGAGGCGGAUCGAGUGCUGGAAAAGGGGAAGUAUGAGGCUGCUCAGCCGUUCCGACCUCCAAGAGGAAACCGAUUCAGUUAA